Messenger RNA from Cornus florida, 3168 nucleotides. Its product is annotated as G-type lectin S-receptor-like serine/threonine-protein kinase At4g27290. Gene Ontology annotation, molecular function: ATP binding; protein serine/threonine kinase activity. The record is from RefSeq and is a predicted model, not a curated record. Gene Ontology annotation, biological process: protein phosphorylation; recognition of pollen. Bases 943 to 3144 code for a protein of 733 amino acids. The transcript is spliced from 7 exons. NCBI's taxonomy places the organism in Eukaryota, Viridiplantae, Streptophyta, Magnoliopsida, Cornales, Cornaceae.
UCUUUCUCUAGCCAUCUCCACCGUCUCCGCCCACAAACACCACCUCUACUCCCCACCGCUGCCGCCGUAUACCCAUCAAUUUUGUUAGCUCACAAAGUAUCACAAUCCCCUUUUUGAACAGAAUUUAUAGUAUUGCUUGUUUUUGUUUGUGAGUUUUCUUCAUGGAGUAUACCCUUGAGAUUGGGGCAAGUGGGUCUUUCAAUGUCCAGCGAUCAGCUGCACCAACAUUUCUUUUGAUGAUUGGUGAUGGACAAUCGGCGAAGAGAUUGUGAAUUUGUAUCUUUGAUCACAUAAGAAAGCCUAAAGAAAACUGCACUGGGCUUCUAGGGUUUUUGGUCUGCGGUGUUGGUGUUGGUAGUGGGACUGGUUCUGGCCGUGGACCUCUAUUAUCUACUCAAGCCUUACAAGUUACAACAGUGAUUUAAUUUACAAGGUAUUUUUUAAUUUAUUUUUAAAUCCUAUCAAAUUCAGGAGUACAGUUGUCAUUUCAUACGCAUUUUCCACAUACAUCCAUGACCACUUACGGUAGUUAAUCUAGUAAAUGCUGACCGUGUGAGAUGAUCAAACAUAGUCAGGCCCACAUGGACUUUUCUUAAUUUCUUUUACUCCUUUACCUGGCCCACAUGGACUUGAGUGCCCGCAAAUGUGGAUAUUUCUAACUUUCCGAAAAAAAAAAAGUGGAUAUUUCUAAUGUGGAUAUCUCCGAAAAUGUUCUGAUGACAUGGUCACCAUUUCUUGGGUGAGAUUGGCAAUGGAUAUCUUUCCUUUCAUCAUCUUUUACUCACUAAUCUCAUUCUCCGUCUUAGAAUUCUCCACUGCAGCUGAUACUUUAACUCCGUAUCAAUCAAUCACCAUUGGUGAGAGUUUAGUAUCCUCAGGCCAAAGCUUCGAACUGGGCUUCUUUUCUCCCAGUGGUUCCAAGAACCUCCUGUUCUUGGGAAUAUGGUACUACAAAAUUUCUCCACAAACUGUGGUGUGGGUAGCAAACAGGGAAAACCCAAUUACAGAUUCAUAUGGAAAUUUAACUAUCAGCAACGAUGGAAAUCUUCGACAACUGUGCAAAGUUCAUCCGUUGCACAGCUACUAAAUUCUGGAAACCUUGUCCUCAAAAAGAAGAGUACUGAUGCUGAUACAGAAAGUAGCUACAUAUGGCAAAGCUUUGAUUUCCCAUCAGACACACUUUUACCUGGCAUGAAGCUCGGAUGGAACUUAAAGACCGGCCUAAAUAGAUACUUGACAUCGUGGAGAGAUGCCGCUGACCCAUCUCCUGGAGCCUUUACUUAUGGAGUUGAAAUUACUGGGAUUCCUCAGGUUGUUCUUCGGAAGGGAUCAUCAGAGAAGACGUUCCGCUCUGGGUCGUGGAAUGGAGUUCGAUUUAGUGGUACUGGUUGGGGGUCAAGGACGGUUUUUAAACACAGUUUUAUAUUCAAUGCAGAUGAGGUGUAUUAUAUUGACGAGUCUAGCAAUGAUUCGUAUUUUACAAGACUUACGGUGAAUCAAACUGGUAUUCUUCAACGCUUCAUCCUGAAUGAAGGGAGCUCUGAAUGGACUAUUAUGUAUAUAGUACAGAAUGAUCCUUGUGAUGGUUAUGGACGCUGUGGUGCUAACGGUAUUUGCAGAAUUAACAAUAGGCCAAUAUGUGAGUGCUUGGAGGGGUUCAUUCCAAAAUCACAGGAAGAAUGGGAUCAGCUUGAUUGGUCCAGCGGAUGUGUGAGGAGGACAUUACUGGAUUGCCACAACGGGGAUGGAUUUGUGAAACUCAAAAGUGUGAAAUUGCCAGACCUGUUAGAGUUUUGGCUGAAGGAGAGUCUGAACCUUAAGGAGUGUAAGGCAGAGUGCUUGAAAAAUUGUUCUUGUACAGCUUAUGCUAAUUCAGAUAUCAGGGGAGGAGGCAGUGGCUGUUUGAUGUGGUUUGACAAUUUAGUUGAUAUUCGAGAGUUCAGUGACGGAAAUGGUGACCAAGAUAUCUACAUUCGAAUGCCAGCUUCGGAACUCAAGCAUAAUCAGAAGGAGAAGACACUGGUGCUGAUUGUAGUGGUAUCAACAGUUUCUGGGAUGGUUGUCCUCACCUUGUUAACUUGGUGUAUAAUUAAGACGAGGAGAAAGAAUAUAGGUAUGAAAACUAAGAAUGAAGACAUUGAGUUACCAUUUUUUGAUCUGGCCACUAUUGCAAAUGCCACUAAGAACUUCUCUUCCACAAAUAUGAUCGGAGAGGGUGGUUUUGGUCCUGUUUAUAAGGGUAUAUUAACAACUGGACAAGAAAUAGCAGUCAAGAGGCUUUUGAAUAAUUCUGGACAAGGUGUACAAGAAUUCAAAAAUGAAGUUAUUUUGAUUUCCAGACUUCAACACCGGAAUCUGGUUAGGCUAUUGGGCAGUUGCAUUGAAGGAGAAGAGAGGAUGCUAGUAUAUGAGUACAUGACGAACAAAAGCUUGGAUUAUUUCAUUUUUGAUAAGAAUAGAAGACUAGAGCUUGCAUGGGAAAAGCGAUUUGAAAUUUGCAUUGGCAUAUCAAGGGGACUUCUCUAUCUUCACCAGGACUCAAGAUUAAGAAUCAUUCAUAGAGAUCUCAAAGCCAGCAACAUUUUACUAGAUGAUGAGCUAAGCCCCAAAAUUUCAGACUUUGGGAUAGCAAGAAGUUUUGGGAGAGAUGAAAUUGAAGCCAAAACAAAGCGAGUAAUUGGAACAUAUGGUUACAUGUCGCCGGAGUAUGCUAUUGAUGGGAAAUUUUCAGUAAAAUCUGAUGUAUUUAGUCUAGGUGUGCUUUUACUGGAGAUAGUGAGUGGCAAGAGGAAUAGGAGAUUUCAUCAUCCUGAUCACUAUCAUUCGCUUUUGGGACAUGCUUGGUUGCUGUGGAAUGAACAAAAAGCCAUGGAACUAGUGGAUCCAUGUUUGGAAAAUUCAUACAUUGAAUCUCAAGUACUAAGAUGUAUUCAAGUGGGACUACUAUGUGUUCAGAAAUUGCCCAAAGACAGACCAACAAUGUCAUCAGUUGUUUUCAUGUUGGGUAAUGAAGGUGUAGCAUUGCCUCAACCCAAACAACCUGGUUUCUUUGUAGAAAGAAGUUCCAUUGAUGCAGAGACAUCAAGAGGUGAGAGUUGUCAUACUGAAAAUGAAUUGACAGUAACAACAAUGGAAGCCAGAUAGAAUUUUUUUUUUUUUUUUUUUUUU